Messenger RNA from Pundamilia nyererei, 2049 nucleotides. RefSeq lists its product as uncharacterized. Gene Ontology annotation, cellular component: plasma membrane. Lineage: Eukaryota; Metazoa; Chordata; Actinopteri; Cichliformes; Cichlidae. The transcript is spliced from 8 exons. Gene Ontology annotation, molecular function: transmembrane signaling receptor activity. The coding region runs from base 14 to 1435 and encodes 473 amino acids. The record is from RefSeq and is a predicted model, not a curated record.
CAUCACCCCAGACAUGAAAAGAGGAACUCAGAGUUUCAUUUUCUUAAAGAUGACUUCAGCAUUCAGGACCAACAACAUGAAAAACAGUUUCCUGCUCAUUAUGUUCCUGCUGACAGCCUGUGAGAUGUCACAACAGAAUGAAUGCAGAACAUGGGUUGAAGUCACCUGCAACACACUAAAAACUAAAGAAACACAUUAUAUAAAGUGUGAAAGCAACCAAAUCCCAAAGGGGGUCUUCAUGGAACUUAAAAGUGAGGAAUCCUGUAAGAAAAUGUGCAAAAAUCCAUCUGGCAAAGAGAAACCAUCUGUGAAAAGCGUAUGCCUGAAGCAAUUUAAUCAAAUUGCAUACAGAACAACUAAAACCACGAUCAAAUGUGAUUAUGAAGGAGACAACAAACCAUUUUUUUUCUGCAAAGAGACUAACUCUGUCUGUGAGAACAUGGUAGAAUCUCCUCAACAGUCAAACAGCAGAUUCACUUUCACAAAGACAAACAGAAACGUCAGCCUGUCCAUCAGUAACGUGUCCUCACAGGAUGAAGGUGUCUACUGGUGUGGAGUGAAACUUAAAAAAGAGGUCGCGCUCCAAAAAAUACAACUGGAUGUGGAACAUAUUACUAAUUUCACAAGAUCACCAACUGCUGGUCAGAACUUCUCAUACUGGUGUAAAUGCAAAGAGAGGGCCUCACCUUCAAAAUCAAUCUGUAAGGGAGACGAUCCAUCUAUAUGUCAAACUCUAGUAACGACCAAUGAGCCUGAUAAGAACAAGAAGUUUUACAUAAAUGAUGAAGACAAGAGAAAUAUUACUGUUACAAUAAGAAAUGUAACAGCAGAUGACAGCGGGACAUACUGGUGUCGAGCAAAAAACAACAACCAACAAAUCUGCAACAGACUGAUCCUGACUGUAGGAUCACCAACAACAUCCACGUCUACCAUUUCAUCAACUACAGCGACGACUACAGCGACGACUACAGCAAUGACUACAGCUGCAGCUGCUGGGAGACGUGGCGUCUCUGAGGCCAUCAUUUCUGUGAUCGUCUGUGUGGCUGUGCUGCUUUUUGUGAUACUGAUGAUCCUAAUCUAUAAACGAUUUUCACGUUCAAAAAACACAGGAAAUGGUGCAGCAGCAUGUCGUACCAAAGAGGACUGUACCUAUGAUGAGAUACAGGAGCGCCUCCAGCUGCCAGACUCAGAAAAUGCAACAAACACAAUUUAUGCCACCGUCAGCUCUCCAAACCCUGUGCCCUCAACACAUUAUGCUACCAUUAACUUUCAAAACUCCGAUAAAGCUGCUGCUGAGACAGUCAGACUCGGCUACUCUGCCUGUGAAUAUUCUACUGUGAAGUUUCCCAAAUGUCGAACUGACUCGAGUGACACCCAACUGUACCCGCCGACCGAGGAGCCGCUCUACUCAACAGUCAACAAGCUAAGAAAAUGAGAUCAUUUAUUUAAAGAAUAUAACAGAUUUAUGAAUGAAAAAUAAUGUAUUUAGUGUUUGAGUCACAGUGAUUUUGUGAUGGUGUUUUGGUGCUGAUCUGUUCUGAGAUCUUAGAUUUUAUUUCCCUGUGAAGAUGAUUAUUAAAGCCUAUCAGGAAGAUACGGACCUGCCUCUUUCACAGGAGGAGAAGCCAACAAAGAGGUCAAGUGCUUUUGUACCACACUGUGGUACGAUACACAACAUCCACACUUAGAGCCACUGACUUUAAACACAAUGAAUGUGAAAGUAUCCUAAGCAUCUGGAUUGAAUAAUAAUAUAUCAAAAGAAUUAGCUGUUAUUUAUAACUUAACUCUCUACAGCACAGCAUUGCUGCUGGGCAACAACAUGCCCAGUACAUGUGAAAUGAACUGAGACAACCAAUCAGAGUGUUGGAAAAAGUAUCAAAUUUCAGUCCUAUAAGAUGUUCGAGUCACUGUCGAGCAGUAUUAGUAGUACGGUGGGGCAUCCUGUUCUGACACAUGGUCACAGGACCAGAUGAUGUGUGAAGCUGCCAUUGUAAGUGUAAUUAAAAUGACAAACUGUAAAUAAAAGAGUACAUGUGAGUGUAAGGAGAU